Molecule: messenger RNA, 411 nt
Organism: Zychaea mexicana
Lineage: Eukaryota; Fungi; Mucoromycota; Mucoromycetes; Mucorales; Lichtheimiaceae
Exons: 1
Coding region: 129-362 (77 amino acids)
Source: RefSeq, a predicted model, not a curated record
AUAAGAUCAAUAGUCGCCAACUAUAUUUGCUUUCAUAACCGCGGCAUCCCAACCAAUGACCCCUUAGGAUUGAACAGGAGCGGGCCAAAGUGUGGCGAGCCAAGAGUGAGAGGGCGAGGCAGAGUGUCAUGUACAGGAUAGUCAGAAGAUUAAUAUUUUUUUUCUUGUGCUAUAGAACAGCAAGAAGGACAACAAAACAUAUGGAGAACAGAGCAAACAACAAAAAAAAAUACACGACUUAUGUAAUCUGUCUUGUGUUCAGAACGUUGCUCAAACAGCUUAUAUAUAACCCUUUAACCUUUGCAUCGUUUUUUGAUCCCAUUAUUACUCGUACGUUUAUCCGCUUUCCUAUCCAUCUAUAAUCACCAUGGUUGAAAGAUCGUGGCUGACUAGGAUCACAACCAACGUCUA